AUGAUUAUUGAACGCAACGUUGAAUUAAUGUGUCGGUCAAUAAUAAACAAUGAUGAUUUCAUAGUUGAAAUCACGAUAUAUUCCAAGAAAAAUAUCAACAGUUAUGAACUUCACAAUUCAGCUAUUCACUCAGCAAUUAAUUCAUUCGAAUUUUGGAGUGUUCGUAAACAAAUUGGAUUUAAAAAGAAAUCACAUAAAAAAGCGUUUUCUCCAAGACAUAAAGCUACUUAA
Molecule: messenger RNA, 231 nt
Organism: Clunio marinus
Lineage: Eukaryota; Metazoa; Arthropoda; Insecta; Diptera; Chironomidae
Source: the annotation of a GenBank genome assembly